Messenger RNA from Laetiporus sulphureus 93-53, 603 nucleotides. RefSeq lists its product as uncharacterized. NCBI's taxonomy places the organism in Eukaryota, Fungi, Basidiomycota, Agaricomycetes, Polyporales, Laetiporaceae. The record is from RefSeq and is a predicted model, not a curated record. The transcript is spliced from 3 exons. Bases 69 to 338 code for a protein of 89 amino acids.
CAGAUAAAGUAGACGAAGUUGUGGCUGAGGUUCAGCUCGAGCUAAAGUGACGAAAGCUGAGUAGCCGGAUGGCAUGGCAUGGCGUGGCGUGGCUGCUGUACCAGAUCGGAACAGCUGUACCAGAUCGCGCUUCCUGGGUCCACCUCACCCUUGUGUCUUUGCUGCUUAUCCCUCAUUACUUUCAUGCGCCGUUGAAACUUUCUUCCUGUCAGUAUGGAGAGCCACAGAUUUUACAAUUUGCAGAGUCGAUUGAAACGCUCGGACCUUGCAUCUGCAAAAAUGAGCCAAUCGAUGAGGCCAACAUGCGUUGGAAAACAUGCGUGAAGCUAUGCAGCUAGUCAAUCCGGUCAUUAGACGCAUUCUGUUGACAUUAUUCCCGGUAUGUAGACCUUGAAUGAUGCGAAGUUUGCUGUUGGGCACAAUGUCAAAGGAAGCAGACUGUUUUUUGGGCCGUGCCAACGUCCCGACAUACUGAAGGGCUUUAUGCGGCACGUUGCAGUAAAUCUAGGCUUUCCUUGAACAUUGUGCUAACCAGGCGGAUUUAUCGACUGACAUGAAAGGGAUGAUACCGUCCAUCAAGAUUUUCGAGCCAGUUUCAGGACA